GAAGGCAGAACUAGUGGAAACGCAUCAACAAUGGCUGACAAGAGGCAGUUUUCCUGACUCGAAAGCUCUCACCACAACGAGAGAAUCACCCGACCGCGCGAUCGUUGCACGUUAUGCCAGCUGGAGUUAAGGUCAAGACAGAGACAAGAUAGAGAGCGAGAGAUGGGAUGAGCUCAGUGCCGCGCGAAGUGAAGAGAAUUAAAGUAGAGGAUCCAACGUCCAGCAGACUCUCCUCCCCAGCAGUGGGAGGGGAACCUGGAAAGUGUUAUUUCUGGAACUCUCCUUCAUUAACAGUCCUCGAAGGAUUCCCCGACGUGUCCUGGAGAGAAGGGAAGAGGACUAUGAGGAAGCGGUUUGGUGCUGGAGGAGAUGAGCCAGCCAAAGACUACUAGGUGACUGCUGAGAGGUUAGUGGGUGUUGCCUGAUGGAAACCUUAGCAGCCUCUUCUUUAGACCAAACCCACCAGGGUGAUGAUUUGGAGGUGGAGCCAAUGGGAGAGGAGCCAGUAGUGGACACAGUGAGUGAGAAUACUGUCGAAGAUCAUUGCCAAUCAACUAGGAGCCUUGACCAUCCGGUGGUCAACCUUACCCAGAUUGUGGAUGUGCAGCCAAGCAUAGACGAUGGGGUCACUGUGGUACCCCCAGAACCACCAGACUUGUCACCAGGGCCAGCACAUAAGGUCAAUGGUGCAGUCAUCAGACGUUUGUCUUACCCAGUUUCAACAGGCAAACAUGCACUGCGGCAGCAGGCUCGGCGUCGAAGACGAAAUACCUCAAUUGCUGCUGGCAAUUCCCCCCCAAUUACUCGUGUUACUAUGAAGAGUGUAGCUGCAACCUCACCCAAUCCAGCAUCACAGUCUCUUCAUCCAGCAGUUAGCCCCCCUGCCUCAUUGUCUCCCCCACUGUCUAAACCACUGGAAAAAACAAAUGUGUUCACUGCAGUCACCACCCCUUCCCCUCCCACAUCAAGAUCAGGGAGUAAAGCCACCCACUCACCCAGCCAGGGAACGGCAGGGUCUAGGUCUGCAGCCAAAGGGAGCACAACGAGCAGUCAUCCUGUGGCUGGGACAAGGGUCAGCUCCCGGAUAGCCAACAAUGCAGCAGCAAACAGUGGCCUCCACAGUGCCAGCUCCUCUAUGCAACCAAGCAUGCCUCAAACUGGUGCUAAUGCUAAUGCUUUAUCCUCAGGCACACAGGCUUCCAGAGUGGUACGUGUCCCAGCCUCGCAGUCGUCACCGUCAGCGCGAGAUGCAUCCUCUCCCUCCAUGACUACUAUGCAGACAUACCUGGCAGCCAUUCCAGGUUUCAAACCCAGGAAAAGGUCCCAACGGAAAUUAUCUGCAGCAGCACAGUUGGCACAGACAAAGGAAGGAAAUGUGGACUUGGAAACACCAGACUCCAUCCUUACGAGUGUCAACCUUAGAGCCCUCCUCAAUAAACACACCUUCGGUAGCCUUCCUCCAGCUUACCAGCACAGACUGAUCAAGCUUUUGCCAAUGGUUGAUCAGUCAGUUGGGGCUGAUGACACACUAAAAGUUAUUCCAACGGGCCUCAAUAAUGAAUUCUUUGGCCGUGCUUGUGAGUCGUGGAGAUGUCGCCUGGGUGAAGGAGAGUUCACACAUGACAACCAGGUCAAGUUAAAAGUGGAAGCAGAGAGAGAACGUACAAAGUUAGACCCAUGGAAGGUUGCCCACUUUGAACCACUUUGGGGAGUGAAGCAGGGUUGGUGUAGCACUGAGGGAGAAACCAGUUCUAGCAACCCUCCCUCCCCCUCUGGUGGGAGUGUGUCCAUGUCACCCCCACAAGAGUCACACACAACACCAGCAUUUACUUCAAGCUUUUCUGACGCACACAUCAGCCAGCUAACCAAGGUGCUUGAGCACAUAGCAACCCGUAAUGAGAGAAGAACUCAAAGGAGAGCUCAGAGAAGAGCGGAGAGGAGAAAGCAAAGAGAAAGGGAGUUAGCUGAGGAGCUCUCCAGGUGUUCUGCAAGUCAGUCUAGCUCCAUUAACUCAUCUGCCAAUUCUUUAUUGGGGCUCCCCAGUGCUUUGCCUGCAACCCAAACGCCAAGCUCGGCAGCUGCGACUCCAGUGACCUUGCCCCUUGUCCCAAGUUCUUCACCCCUUCCCCCAAACUCAUUAUCUUUGUUCACUAGUUCUUCAUUGCCAUUGCAUGCCGGUAAGAACAAUCUUACUGAAGUGACUAGCGGUGUUCACACAGUGUUCUCAACAGAGGAAAAGUUGCCUCUGCAAUCUCAUGUGGUGAGUGUAGAGUCUGGUGUCUUGUCAAAGGAUAUCUUAAAGAGGAAAGAUGGACUAGCACUCACCACAACCACGCCCUCAAAGAAAAUCCGUGUGUCAAAUGCAGAUGUGACAAACAGUUUUGUUGCAAAACCAGGACCAACUAGUGCACCUGCCCAGAUACUAACCACACCCGUCAGUUGCCAGAAUGAAGCACCCAGAACAACUCGGGUUCCAACAACUUCAGUGACUGUAACUUCUAAGAUUGUCUCUAGUAGUGUCAGCAUAAACACUCCUUCUGUUGCAACAGGAGCUUCUGGGGUUCCCAUAAAGCCAACAGCAGUGAUGGUUGUAAGUGCUCCCUCAUCAGUAGGGAGUGCAGUGGUGGUCACAAAUCCAAGGAUGUCUCCUGCAGCAAGAAUAUCCCCAGUAACAAGAGUCUCACCUGGGCCAUCGCCUUCGCCUUCAAGACUUUCUCCAGUUGUACAAGUUGUCUCGCCCUCUCUUUCCUUGGCCCCAUCACAGAGUCCACCAGCUAGCAGAACAGUUGUGGUAGCUGGUCAAGCUCGGCCAGUGGAGGUUUCAUCCAGUGCCACACCAGUCUCCCAUGUGGCAAAUACUGUAGUUCAGGCUCUGCCUACAUCAUCAGUUGCCAGUCUUACUUCUAGAGUGAAACCUGUCAGAACACCUCAGGGUUUGUCAGGUGCAGGAACCAUAGCCUUGAAGGUAACCAGAAGCAGGCCUCCAGGAGGGGUUAACAUCCAGAGAUCAUAUGAAAUCGUCCAGGCUGUCAUUGCCAACAGCCCUAACAGGGACCAGUUACAAGCCCAGCUCAAAACUCCAGCAGCUUUACUUGCAGAUGUCAAACCUAGCACCAGUGGGCAGACAGUGGUGGCUCCAGCAGUCAGCAGUGGCAAUACUAUUGUGACCAGUCCUGUGAACAGUCAGGUGGUGGUGCAAGCUGCCCCACAGAACCAAGUGCAGACUAUUACUGUGGUCAAGGCUGUUGCCACCACCAGCAGUAACAGCACCAGUAGCACAUCACCUGUACAAGGGGCCCAACUCAUUACCAGUGGCCCACGAAUGGUCCGUCAGGUGGCUCUCAAUGUCAGUGGUGCAGCUGGGACCACUGUGAUGCCACCCAUAGCUGGCACACCAGGGACCAUGGUGCUACGACAAAUGGUCACACCCCAGUCUCUCUCAACCCCAUCCCAGGUACCUUUGGCUUCUUCAAGUAGGGCCUCCUCUCUUUUGCUUGAUGGUAAACUAAGGAUUACAUGCAGCUGUAUGAGAGACUCAAGUGCAGUUACAAAUAUCCCAGAAAGUAAUGUCAUUGUUUCAGGACAGAAUAGUACUGAUGUAGGUAGCUGCAGCAUUGGUUGUGAUGGAGAAGGAAAUGGUGGGAGUGUUUCUGGCAUUGCAAACAUCAGUAAUGUGAGUGAGAGCCUCUGCAGUUUCAAGUUUGGGGAGCCUGUAACAACCAUGGUAGUGAUGUCUCAGCCAAGUGGUGUAACACCAGUUAGUAGUAGGGUGCUGGUCCUUCACCCAAGUAAUAACAGUAGUGAAGGCAUUAGUGACAGUAGUGGUGGUGGGUGUAGUGGCAGCAUUGGUACAAGCAGUGGACCACUGCUUGUGUCAUUUUCAACGGAUUCUCAGCAUCACCUCAAUCCUCAGUCUGAUUCCUCUGACAUAUCCCCCAUAUCCCUGAACCCCCCUAACUCCCCAAGUCCCCUCACAGUUUCUGCAGUACCUGUGAUAGGUGGGGGAAUCACCCAUAAUACUCAGCCAACACCUCGGCUUUCGGCUGCCCCAUCUUCUGCUGUGUGCUUACCUAAUUCCCACUCUAUCAUUUUGCAGCACGAGGUUUGUGAGGGCAGCAUGGCUCCUCCAACAGCCACCUCCAGGCCAAUCACCAUCCUGCGACCCACAACUGGAGGAAAGCAGAUUGUCGUACAGACUGUACCGGUCUCCAGUUUGCAAGUUUUAAGACUAAAGAACAUAUCUAAUGUGAAUGGAGAAGGCAUAACUAGCAGUGAUUCACAGCAGCCUCCACGAGCAGCCAGCGCCCCACCCAAUAAGAGUGGUGUCAUGGUAGCACUGGCCCCAAGACCUUCCAGCGUGGGCCCACGCAUUGUUGUGCAAACAAGCAGUGCCCAGGGCUCCCCAGCCACUAUACUUACUUCAGCUGGACAGCAUUUUUUAUCCGAAGGUGACCCCAGUCCAGGUGUAAGUAGCUGUGACAGUGACCAGCUUGUCACAACACGGGCUGGGGCCUCUCAGUCCUCUGACACAUCAUCAGAGAGCAUCCAGGAAAACCAAGUGGAAAGCCUAGCACCUGCAACUAGUGCAGCUCCUUUGCAGUUGAAUGCAAACUGCACUGGUCCUGGUUCGGGUCCAGUCCCUGGCUCAGGAAAUGUACCAGCUGUCACAACAGUCUCCAGUGUUGUCAAUUCUUUUCAGAAUCUCAAUAACAACCCCAGUAUGCCCCCACAAUCAGUGCAACACCAGCAUCCACAACAUCCAAUUGUGUCACAGCAUCCAAGCAUGCCUGUGAGACCAAAUAUGCGCAUGAUGAUGAACAACAUGCCACACAUGAAUAACAUGCAGACCCUGAACAAUAUGCAGCCAAUGAAUAAUGUUGCCCAGAUGAAUGCAAUGCCUGGCAUGAAUGGCAUGGCCUCCAUGAACAUGCAGGGCAACCCAACAAACCAAGGUAUGCAUGCAAUGCCACCACAAAUUAAAGGGGACAACAAUGAGGAUGGUUGUCCAUGCAACAUGAAAGCCAUGAUUAUGUGCAUGAAGUGUGGUGCUUUCUGUCACCAUGAUUGCAUUGGCCCUGCUAGAUUGUGUGUAGCCUGCCUUAUUCGUUAGAAAAACAGUGUAAUAUUUACACUUCAUUUUCAGAUUGGUCAACACAAUUACACCUCAUUUUGGUAAAUGAAGGGAAUUUUUUUUCCUCAUUUGUUUUCAGGGAUGAUUCCAUGAUGAAAGGGAUGCAUAUUAGACAUUGAACUAAUUUAGUGCCUAGGAUUACAAUUUGGCAUGUAAUAAGACUUGCUAUGCAGGCAUUUGUAAGACAAACAGUAUAUUAGAGAGAAAAAAAACAUGCACAUAUAAUUUGACCUAGAAAUCUCUGCCAAAAGGUGGAAAAGAACCAGUGAUUUUGGUGGCAGUGAUGAAACCUCAAAGAUAAUUGUGAAAUGGAUAUCUCAGGAACUGAUGAGCCGGUCACUCAUGCCUUUGUUUGUCGUUUUUGGGGAGAAUACAACUGGAGGAAGAAAAGUAAAUGCAUCAUAACUACUCUGAUAACUGUUUUCCAAGACUCAGAUUGAAUAGGGGCUGUGGGUCCUCUGUGAGAACUCACCACCUCUAAGAAAAAGGAAAAAUAGUCCUCUUGGAUUAGCAUUUAAACACACAACAGACAACAGACAGUUGAUGCAUUUGGAAAAGUAUGUAUUGUGAUAACAGUACAAUGGUGAUGGUGCACUUUUUAAAAGGACUUCUUAACAGAUGUACCAAUGUGUUUAGAAUUGCCCAUCAUUUUUUAGUACUCGGUUUAUUGUAAAGGUUUACCAACACUGAAAACACAAAGUAUGUUAAUGCUGCUCCCUUUUAGUGAGAUGAUUUCUUUUAUUGUUACAUAACAUAGCAAGAGGAUAAAAGUACAGUCGGUAUCCUCUGAACUCUUGAUAGACACAUCUGUUAAGCACAGUCUUUAUGCUUAAUGAAUAUCUGUUCAGUUAAAAAAAGAAUAAAAAAGUGAUUCUCAGUGCGGGUUGGCCAGGCAUUGUAUAACACAGGUAAUGAAGACAUCAUUAAACACACAACCUACCAACCCAGUCUGGUCUUGUGGACUAGAUAAUUCUUUCUAAGCUGAUUGCCAAUGUGAGUUUGUUUUUUUUAUACUUUUUUUUAACAUGGUCAUGACUGUGAAAUAGUUUUCUUAUUUUAAUGCACAAAAUAUUUUUCA
This is a messenger RNA of Penaeus monodon (black tiger shrimp), 6209 nucleotides long. It is a transcript of the gene Asx, whose product is annotated as polycomb protein Asx-like. The record is from RefSeq and is a predicted model, not a curated record. Gene Ontology annotation, cellular component: PR-DUB complex. NCBI's taxonomy places the organism in Eukaryota, Metazoa, Arthropoda, Malacostraca, Decapoda, Penaeidae. Gene Ontology annotation, biological process: positive regulation of transcription by RNA polymerase II; animal organ morphogenesis. Gene Ontology annotation, molecular function: chromatin binding; DNA binding.